Brachypodium distachyon (stiff brome) is the source of this 1221-nucleotide messenger RNA. RefSeq lists its product as uncharacterized. The coding region runs from base 29 to 844 and encodes 271 amino acids. The record is from RefSeq and is a predicted model, not a curated record. Lineage: Eukaryota; Viridiplantae; Streptophyta; Magnoliopsida; Poales; Poaceae. The transcript has 4 exons.
AUUUGGGCGGGAACAGAGAAUUUCAGAAAUGGGCGAGGAGAGAGAUCGAGAGAGCAACUUAUGGGCCGGGCCGGGCCGGGGCGCGGAUUUAUAUGGGCCGGAUCAGAGCGCAAAGUUGCUCAGACAGAGAAGUGAGCAGUGCAACUCCAACAACCGUGCGCCGUCCAGGGAGGAGAGGGGCGGGGGAGCUCCGUCCUCUCGUCUACUACUCUUCCCCAAGCACGGCGGCGGCCGGCCGGCCGGCGGCACGGCUGACGCGCUCCAUCUCACGCCGGUCCCAAACAACUGUUCGGCGAAAUGCCUCGCCGCGGGUCCGAGAACCAGGCAAACAAGAGAGCGGCCACCACGGCCGGCGGGGAGGAACACGAGGACCGCCUCAGCGCCCUCCCGGACCCUCCUGCAGCACGUCUUGUCCUUCCUGCCCUCGCGCCUGGCCGUGGGGACGUGCGUGCUCGCCCGGCGCUGGCGCCACCAGUGGAAGUCCGUGCCCGUCCUGCGCCUCCCAUGGUUUGACAUCGAGCGCGCACAGCCGCCGCACAGCUUUGUCAACCACCUUCUGCUCCUCCGUGACCGCGUUCCUCUCCGUGAGUGUGAAAUCGACACCUACGAGGGCACCGUAGACAUCUCGCCAUUGAUCCUUUAUGCUUUAUUAUUCCGAGUUCAGUACAUUUUCAGGAAGGAUAUGAAGAAAGGUCCUUCUUUUGGCAAGCUAAAAACAUUAAUGCUCAAUGAAUGGUGUUUUGCUGCUAAAUUUGGUGCACUAUUGUACUUUCUUCAACACUCACCAGUUCUGGAGAAGCUUAGUCUUGAAUUGCAUACGACUUCAGUUUCUAGCAGACGGUAAAGCAGGUCAGCCCUUGAUGUGUCUACUGUCUCUUGUCUGUUCAGACUUGCAUAGCAGAAUAUGCAGAUUGUGUACCAGGGGCGCUCCAUUCGUAGCAACCUGAGUGUAAUUGUUCAACUACCAAUCAGUGUGUUAUGUAGGACUUAUUUUGUUAACGGUCAAUAUGUUUGACUAUCAUGGAUGCGGCUGGAGUUUUUUCUUUUUUAAAGAUCGCUGGAGUUUGUUUAGGCUUGUGUUCGUUAGCAUAAGUCUGACCUUGCCUGCUUAAGGUCACUAAAAGUAACAUCUAUGGCCUUGUUUACCAUUAGUGUUUUUCUUGUGUUUUUAGACUUUUAUCCUCCCAACUUCAAAAACACUACUCCCUCCGUUUGGGUUUA